AUGGAAGAUAUGUCUUCAUUACAAUACGAAAUCCUUGCAAAAUAUAGCAGAUUACUGAAGAUUCUGCAAUCGAUAGAUAAGUCUUUAGAAGAAAUAACAUCAGAAAACACACAAAGUAAUAAGGAUAUAAUAGUCGAUGCGGGUGAACAACCUACAAAUACUAAUCUUUAUAAAAAUAAUGAUAUUGCUAAUCUUAAUUUACAGAUGAGACAAAUUGAGAUGAAAUUAAAUCUAGUGGGCACCCUUCUGAAAAGUAGUGUGUAUUCAGUUUUACAAACGUAUGAAAAUAAUUAUCUCAACAAGACUAGUGAAGAUAGUAGCGAUAAAAGAGAUUAA
Henningerozyma blattae CBS 6284 is the source of this 336-nucleotide messenger RNA. It is a transcript of the gene DAD3, whose product is annotated as Dad3p. Gene Ontology annotation, cellular component: mitotic spindle; DASH complex. The record is from RefSeq and is a predicted model, not a curated record. NCBI's taxonomy places the organism in Eukaryota, Fungi, Ascomycota, Saccharomycetes, Saccharomycetales, Saccharomycetaceae. Gene Ontology annotation, biological process: attachment of spindle microtubules to kinetochore. The coding region runs from base 1 to 336 and encodes 111 amino acids. The transcript has a single exon.